Molecule: messenger RNA, 1411 nt
Organism: Cylicocyclus nassatus
Lineage: Eukaryota; Metazoa; Nematoda; Chromadorea; Rhabditida; Strongylidae
Source: the annotation of a GenBank genome assembly
AUGCCGAUGAGACUCCGCUCAGGCAAAACACUUGGAUCAGCCGCGCCUGCAGAGAUGACCACCGCGAAACUUCACGAGUCAGUACGUUGCGCCUUUCCGUUUCUGAAACUCCCACCGGAGUUGUGCGUUCGCAUAUUGAAGUAUUUGCUGGAGGAUCCACGAGAACUCAGAUAUUAUGGCGAUGCUCGCCGUAUCUGCCGUUCAAUAAGGGAUAUGGUGGAUAAAAACGGAAGCAUCAUUGGAAUGCGAGCGAAGAGACUGAUCAUUGGGCAACAUACCUCGUUUGAUCGUUUUUCGAGACGCUUUGUAGUGCCGAAACUUGUUACAUUUAAUUGGGUUACUCUCAAUCGUAUAGUCAGGAGUUUGCGAGAGAAUCACGGACAACACUUUGCGAUGAUCUUUUUUGGCGUUAAUUUCAUUGGCCAAGCAAAUUUGAUGAUUGAACUUUUGAAACUUGCACGUACUGUUUAUCUGGUCAUGAUCGACUGUCGAAUUCCUGGAGACUUCGUGAUAUCUUUGAGAAACAUGUUUGGGCGGCGCCAUCUCCUCGAAUGGUUACGAUAUUAUUUUGUUGGAUCUGCAGACAGUUUCGAAGUGUACUUCAGAAUGCUUAUCUUGGAGAUUGAACUUGAGUGGAUACAUUCACUUGUGUCAGAAACUCUCGGUCCUGCUCGAGUCACAUCUUCUGGUGAUGGGUUUCUGUUUUGUGAGCAUUAUUUUGUCCGUCGCAACGCUGAUUACGUGCGUGACAUCACAGUCAUAUGUACAAUACCGAAUGACUAUUCGCCGUACUAUAAGAUGGAGUUCCAACUCUCCGGUGGCUCGUUUGACUGUGCCGGUACAGUGGUAGAUUUUUUGCGGGUACGGUGGUAGAUUUUAGAUUCUAGUAGAUUUUCCAAUCAAUACAGUAUGGCUGCGGUGCCGGAUCUGGACGACCAGGUCUAAACGUGAACACAAAUUACGCCAGUAAUGUCGACAUUCUGUGCGCGCAAGUGACCGGCACUACAGGCGUAGCUAUUCGUCUGCGCGCAAACUUCGUCGCCUUUUCUCGGCACCGCAAGCGCACUAUAUUGAGCAGAAAAUUUACAUACUGUAUUUCGGUAUCCUCGGAUCACUCGCUUUUGAAGUACGGUUUUACUAAGUGUGUUGAGUCAUAUCACUGAAUCUGAUCUGCUUCCAAGCCCUAUAAGAAUUUCUUUAUGUGCAGUCUAUCCGGAUUAAGUUUUAUUCCACUUUCUUCAUUCAUUUACGGAUAUUAUUCUUAGGUUUCGAGGCAUUCCCAUAGUGGUAUCUCAAGUCUAAUUUUUUUUAACUGCUCAAAGUUUUCUUCCCAUUUUUUUGAAUUGUUUUAUGAAUUUUUGGGAGUAUCAGUGCUAAUAAACAACAAUUCGGAGGUCUCAGUUUUCCAGUG